UGUUGAUAAAGUGGAUGACGAAGAUGAUGAGGAUUUAACAGUGAACAAAACCUGGGUCUUGGCACCAAAGAUUCAUGAAGGAGAUAUAACACAAAUUCUCAACUCAUUGCUUCAAGGCUAUGAUAAUAAACUUCGCCCAGAUAUAGGAGUGAGGCCCACAGUAAUUGAAACUGAUGUUUAUGUAAACAGCAUUGGACCAGUUGAUCCCAUAAAUAUGGAAUACACAAUAGAUAUAAUUUUUGCCCAAACCUGGUUUGACAGUCGUUUAAAAUUCAACAGUACCAUGAAAGUGCUUAUGCUUAACAGUAAUAUGGUAGGGAAAAUUUGGAUUCCUGACACGUUCUUCAGAAACUCAAGAAAAUCUGAUGCACAUUGGAUAACAACUCCUAAUCGUCUGCUUCGAAUUUGGAAUGAUGGACGAGUUCUAUAUACUCUGAGAUUGACAAUCAAUGCAGAAUGUUAUCUUCAGCUUCAUAACUUUCCUAUGGAUGAACAUUCUUGCCCACUGGAAUUUUCAAGCUAUGGGUACCCUAAAAAUGAAAUUGAGUAUAAGUGGAAAAAACCUUCUGUAGAAGUGGCUGAUCCUAAAUACUGGAGAUUAUAUCAGUUUGCAUUUGUAGGGUUACGGAACUCAACUGAAAUUUCUCACACAAUCUCUGGGGAUUAUAUUAUCAUGACAAUUUUUUUUGACCUGAGCAGACGAAUGGGAUAUUUCACUAUUCAAACCUACAUUCCAUGUAUCCUGACAGUUGUUCUUUCCUGGGUGUCUUUUUGGAUCAAUAAAGAUGCAGUACCUGCAAGAACAUCACUUGGUAUCACUACAGUUCUGACUAUGACAACUCUGAGUACAAUCGCCAGGAAGUCCUUACCUAAGGUUUCUUAUGUGACUGCGAUGGAUCUCUUUGUUUCUGUUUGUUUCAUUUUUGUUUUUGCAGCCUUGAUGGAAUAUGGCACCUUGCAUUAUUUUACCAGCAACAAAAAAAUAAAGACUGCUAGAGACAGAAAGCUGAAGAAUAAAAGCUCGAUGUCCCCUGGACUCCAUCCUGGAUCCACUCUGAUUCCAAUGAAUAGCAUUUCUCUGCCACAUGGAGAAGAGGAUUAUGGGUAUCAGUGUUUGGAGGGCAAAGAUUGUACCAGCUUCUUCUGUUGCUUUGAAGACUGCAGAACAGGGUCAUGGAGGGAAGGAAGGAUACACAUACGCAUUGCUAAAAUUGACUCCUAUUCUCGAAUAUUUUUCCCAACAGCUUUUGCCCUGUUCAAUCUGGUUUAUUGGGUUGGCUAUCUUUACUUAUAAGUUCUAUUUACCAGGCAAAAAUCAUAAGAAGUUUAACUGAAUCCAAUACAAUCUAUUGCACUUCAGUAAUACGAAGUUUAAAUUUAAAAUGCAGAGAAACCAAUGGUUAAAAUGUAAAAACAUUGUAACUGUUCUAAGGAUUCAUAGGUAAAUAAAGUAGCAGCUUUCAUGUUAAUUACUUCACUGUAUGUAAAAGAGAUUAGUUGCAAAAUUCUGUAUAGUAAAAUACUAUUAUAUAUUUUUACUUUAAUCUUAUUUAUUUUACUUGUAUCCCAUUAAGAUUUUGAAUUUGUAAGUUCCGUGAUUCAUAUUUUAAAGAUGGAAUAUUUUAAUAACUUUAAUAAUAUUUUAUUUAAAUAUAAUCUAUCAUUGUUUGUAAUGGGGGCCUAAUCUCAUGCCUAAUGUUUAUGUAGUAAUUUUUUGCCUGGAAAAUAUUGUUAUUUUGAUUUUUUUCCCUUACUUUUUAUUUGUAUGCCCUGUUUGGAAUAGAGCUAGUGAAAACCAUAAAGUCAUGAUUUCCUGGCAUCUAUAUCCAGAUCUUUCACUCCCAAGAACAAACUAAAUUAGAAGAAAAGGCCAAUUUUUACCUUAUUAAAAGGACAAUUUUUAUCUUAUUAUUUAUCGUAUUUUAAUCAAGUCCAUUUCCUGACACAAUAUUAAAUAGAACUGUAGUUACUUUAGUUUUGGUGAUUUACAAACUAGGAUGGAAACCACCAAAGUAAUUUCUUUUAAAUACAGGUGAAAAAAAAGUUACAUUUAACCAUUUUAUUCUCUGCCUCGCAGCAUU
Messenger RNA from Odobenus rosmarus divergens (Pacific walrus), 2081 nucleotides. It is a transcript of the gene GABRG1, whose product is annotated as gamma-aminobutyric acid receptor subunit gamma-1-like. The transcript is spliced from 8 exons. Gene Ontology annotation, cellular component: postsynapse; synapse; dendrite membrane. Gene Ontology annotation, biological process: regulation of postsynaptic membrane potential; signal transduction; monoatomic ion transmembrane transport. The record is from RefSeq and is a predicted model, not a curated record. The annotation marks the transcript as partial. Lineage: Eukaryota; Metazoa; Chordata; Mammalia; Carnivora; Odobenidae. Gene Ontology annotation, molecular function: benzodiazepine receptor activity; inhibitory extracellular ligand-gated monoatomic ion channel activity; GABA-gated chloride ion channel activity.